UCUGACGCUGACACAGCUUAACAGUUGCAUAGAGAGAGAGAUAGGUUAGAUCUGAAUCUGAGAACAAAGCACUGGAAUGUUCCAACAAUGGAUCGCAGUUUAUCCUGGCCUCUUUUUGUUGUUUCUCACUUCGACUUUUCAGAUUAUUGGAUGCAAAAUCUGAUUUAUAUUAUCCAGUACUUUUCCUAUCCGAUCCUCGCUUUUGUUGGAGUCUCCGCUAACGUCAUGACAAUAUUCAUACUGCUUCGCAGGAACUGUGGUCUGUCUGGAUGUAUCACCCGUUACCUGCUAAUGAUGGCCGUUGCGGAUCUUACAGUCACUUUUCUUGAUCUGAUCUUGAGACAUAUACCAAUUACUUAUAGAAUUUAUUCCCUCACGUCUCUCCCUGUGUGUAAUAUCCACGCUGUCUUGCUUUAUGCAGCCACUGACUGUUCUGUCUGGUACACUGUCACUUUCACAUUUGAUCGGUUUGUUGCCAUUUGUUGCCAGAAUGUGAAGGGUAGAUACUGUAAUGAAAAAACGGCGACUCUGGUUCUCGGAACAGUGACUGUUGCCAGUUGUUUAAAGAAUGUAUUCUGGUAUUUCAUGUUUGAGAUUUGGUAUCGAGGGUCCAACUUCCCUUGGUUUUGUUUGGUUGCAUCAGAUGGAAUGUGGUCCCCAGUCUAUGGUGUGCUCGAGCUCAUCCAUAACAUUCUAAAUCCAUGUCUUCCAUUUCUCCUGAUAUUGCUGCUGAAUAUUUUGACGGUCAGACACAUUUCAGUGAGCAGCAGAGCCCGCAGUAGACUACGGCCUCACAGCAGUGCAGAUGUGCACAGAGACAAAGAGAUGGAGAGUCGAAGAAAGUCUAUGACCUUGCUGUUUCUUCUCUCAGGCAAUUUCAUCGUCUUAUGGUCAUUGUUGAUGAUUAAUUCUGUAUGCUGGAGGCUGGAUGCUAUAGGAAUUCCAUUUGUGCUUCUGCCCACUUCUCUGCAUGAAUUGGGCUUCGUGCUGCAGCUCCUCAGUUGCAGCACAAACACUGCAAUUUAUGCCGUGACUCAAACUAAAUUCAGACAGCACUUAAAGAACCUACUGGCAGAUCCAUUUAUGAGGUUUUACCUCCUCAUUAAAUACAUCCGUUGUACUCUCUUGUCAGGAUUAUCUUAUGUUUAAAUGUAUUGUUGAUGUGCUCGCAGGCUGUAGACACAUCCUGUUUCUCAGAAAACCAUACAGAGUAACUGUCUCAUUCAUUAAAAAGUUCAUUCAUUCCCAUUCAAAAUAAAAGUUCCUC
This is a messenger RNA of Stegostoma tigrinum, 1267 nucleotides long. RefSeq names its product probable G-protein coupled receptor 139. Gene Ontology annotation, biological process: G protein-coupled receptor signaling pathway. The transcript has 2 exons. Gene Ontology annotation, molecular function: G protein-coupled receptor activity. The record is from RefSeq and is a predicted model, not a curated record. Gene Ontology annotation, cellular component: membrane. The coding region runs from base 88 to 1149 and encodes 353 amino acids. Lineage: Eukaryota; Metazoa; Chordata; Chondrichthyes; Orectolobiformes; Stegostomatidae.